AUGCCGUCAUGUGGAGUGCUGCUAUCACUCUUUCUAACCAGCAGCUUGAAUUUAGUCAGUGCUGCUCUUCCAGCAACACCUGAUGAUUACGAUGUGCUCCAGUAUAUUGACCCGCUGAUCGGCACCGCCAACGGAGGCAAUGUUUUUGCAGGCGCCACUCUGCCCUAUGGCAUGGCCAAAGCCGUGGCCGAUACAAACUCGGAAAGCAACCAGGGUGGUUUCGCCUUUGAUAAUAGCAAUGUGACUGGCUUCUCGAGUAUGCAUGACUCCGGUACUGGAGGCAGUCCAUCUCUUGGAAACUUCCCACUCUUUGCUUAUGCGCAGUGUGCGAAUGAUACCGUGGAUGGCUGCGUCUUCCCGAAAAAGGCGCGGGCUACGCCAUAUGUGAAUAGCUCUGUGCAGUCGCACCCGGGAUACUUUGCGAUUUCGUUGGCCUCGGGACUUGCUGUGGAUAUGACUGCUGCCCAUCAUACGACACUCUUUCGCUUUAAUUUCACAGAUGCUACUAGUCCCUUGGUUCUUUUGGAUCUCUCGGACCUGUCUGAUUCACGACAAGAUAAUGCAACUAUCUCGGUUGACAACUCAACUGGACGUAUGACUGGCAGUGCAAAAUUCUUGCCUAGUUUUGGUAGCGGAACAUACACGCUUCAUUUCUGUGCUGAUUUCAAGAGCUCUGGCGAAUUACGAGAUAGUGGUAUUUUUGUGGAUGCCCGGGCUAGUUCUGAUGUUCAUGAUUUGAAGAUCUCAAGGAGUAUCAAUGGCUAUCCUCUUCCAGGUGGUGGAUUCGUUCGCUUCAAUACUCCUUCAGAUGGUACGGUUCAGGCUCGUGUUGGAGUGAGCUUUAUCAGCCCAGACCAAGCCUGUGUCCAUGCCGAGUCGGAGAUCAGUGACUUUGAUUUUGAAGCUACGAAACAAGCGGCUGUGGAUAAAUGGACUGAGAAAAUGAGUCCAGUUCGUGUUUCAACAAACGGUGUCGACUCAUCUGUUCUCACUAAUUUCUACAGUGGCAUUUACCGUACCAUGGUGAAUCCCCAAAACUAUACUGGCGAGAAUCCUCUCUGGACAAGCUCGGAGCCUUACUUUGAUUCAUUCUAUUGCCUCUGGGACUCUUUCCGCUCUCAAAUUCCAUUCCUCACUCUGACCGAUCCUAGCGCGGUCGCUGAGAUGGUUCGAUCGUUGAUUGAUACACAGCGUAAUCUUGGCUGGCUUCCUGACUGCCGCAUGUCUUUAUGCAAAGGCUAUACACAAGGAGGCUCAAACGCUGAUAACAUCCUUGCGGAUGCCUAUGUCAAAGGUCUCACUGAUGGCAUAAACUGGGACUAUGGAUACGCUGCUGUUCAAAAAGAUGCUGAAGAAGAACCUUAUGACUGGUCAAAUGAAGGCCGUGGAGGACUUCAGAGUUGGAAAGAGCUGAACUAUAUCCCCGUUGAGGAUUUUGACUACCUGGGCUUUGGAACCAUGACCCGAAGCAUCUCACGCACACUCGAAUACUCUUAUAACGACUUUGCUAUUGCCCAAAUGGCCCGUGGAAUGAAUAAAACAGCCGAUGCUGAGAAAUAUGAGAACAACUCAGGAUUUUGGCGAACUUUGUUCAAGAGUGACCAAACUUCCUUCCUCAAUAAAACCAAUACAGGGUUUGUGGGAUUUUUCCAGCCUAAGUAUCUCAAUGAGACAUGGGGAUAUCAGGAUCCUCUCAAGUGCUCGAACAUUGAUAACAGUGGAAGUAUUUGUUCACUCCAGAAUACUGGCGCGGAGACCUUUGAGUCGAGUAUUUGGGAAUAUCAAUUCUUCGUACCUCACGAUAUGGCCGCGCUCAUUUCUCUUCUCGGGGGCCCUGAUAGCUUUGUCAAGCGUCUGGACUACCUACAUGAUCAGAAUAUCACCUAUAUUGGCAACGAGCCUGCGUUCCUAACAGUCUUUCAAUACCACUACGCCGGUCGCCCAGCUAAAUCCACUGCACGAGUCCGUACAUACAUCCCAGAAUACUUUUCUCCAACUCCUUCCGGUCUACCCGGCAACGAUGAUUCGGGUGCAAUGGGUUCUUUUGUCGCUAUGUCCAUGAUGGGUCUCUUCCCGAACCCAGGACAGAGCGUCUAUUUGAUUACCGUUCCUUUCUUUGAAUCUGUCAGCAUCGCUUCGCCGCUCACUGGCAAGACGGCGACUGUCAAGGUGAUUAACUGGACCAACUUCAACUCACUGAAUAACACUGGUGGUAAUGGUUUUAUUCAGUCGGCUACUCUGAAUGGACAACCAUACACUCGUAAUUGGGUGGAUCAUGACUUCUUCACUGAAGGACAGGACUUGGUUCUUGUCUUGGGCCGUAAUGAGACUACGUGGGGUACGGGCGCUGAUGACCUGCCACCUUCUUUAUCGACCUCUUCUGGGGUUCAAGCACGGGGACUUGGUGGAUAUGAUAACCUGGAGAAACGAGAGCCCUUCAUUGCUGGAGGACAGAUCACUAAACAGUUCAAUCGCUAUACUCACGGGCCAAGAGAUGGACACUGA
Molecule: messenger RNA, 2505 nt
Organism: Penicillium malachiteum
Lineage: Eukaryota; Fungi; Ascomycota; Eurotiomycetes; Eurotiales; Aspergillaceae
Product: glycoside hydrolase family 92 protein
Exons: 6
Coding region: 1-2505 (834 amino acids)
Biological process (GO): protein quality control for misfolded or incompletely synthesized proteins; carbohydrate metabolic process; glycoprotein catabolic process
Cellular component (GO): nucleus; cytosol
Molecular function (GO): carbohydrate binding; peptide-N4-(N-acetyl-beta-glucosaminyl)asparagine amidase activity
Source: RefSeq, a predicted model, not a curated record